UGUUAUGUCCACUGGUCUUUGUGUCAGCUGUUUCCCUGGGACUUGGAUGAAGACUGGAGACAUACAAUUCCCCUAAAUCUUCAACCCAUGGAUUCUGCUGCAUUUCUCCUGUUAAUGGUUUUGGCCUCUUCUCAUGGAUUCAACCUGGACACAGAUUAUCCCACAAUAUUUCAGUCAGAUGGAGCUGAGUUUGGGCACACUGUGGUCCUAUAUGAGGGUUCUCGCGUGGUGGUAGGAGCUCCCUUGGAGAAGACAUCCCCUAACCAAAGAGGGCAACUCUACAACUGUGAAUAUGGCAUUGGGAAGUGUGAGGCAAUCCCCAUGCAAAUCCCUCAAGAGGCAGUGAACAUGUCCCUGGGGCUCUCUCUGACAGCUGGAACAAACCCUUCACAGAUUCUGGCCUGCGGACCCACAGUACAUCAAGCCUGCGGGGUGAAUACUUAUAUGAAAGGUUUCUGCUUUUUGUUGAAUUCAAAUCUGCAGCAACGCCAGAAUUUCCCAAUAGCUCUACAAGAGUGCCCCAAACAAGAUUCUGAUAUUGCUUUCCUGAUUGAUGGUUCUGGCAGCAUUUCUUCCUCUGACUUUGAGAAAAUGAAAAACUUUGUGAAAGCUGUGAUGAGUCAGUUUGAAAGACCUAACACACAGUUUUCCCUGAUGCAGUUUUCCUCCACAUUCUUGAUUCAUUUCACCUUUAACCAAUUCAAGACGAGUCGUGAACCUGGAAAACUGGUGGAUGGUAUUUUUCAACUGUCUGGACUGACAAAAACUGCCUCAGGCAUCAGAAAAGUAGUAAAACAACUCUUUCAGAAAUCAAAUGGAGCACGAGAAGAUGCCACUAAGAUCCUCAUUGUCAUCACAGAUGGGGAAAAAUAUGGAGACUCCCUGGAAUACAGAGAUGUCAUUCCUGAGGCAGAGAAAGCAGGAAUAAUCCGAUAUGCAAUUGGGGUGGGAAAAGCCUUUGACCAUACAUCCUCCAAACAAGAACUAAAAGAAAUAGCAUCAAAGCCUUCCAGUGAUCAUGUAUUCUGGGUUGAAAACUUUGGAGCACUCAACAAUAUUCAAAAACAGCUGAAAGAGAAGAUCUUUGCCAUUGAGGGUACCAAGUCUAGAGACAGUAUCGCCUUCCAGGAUGAAAUGUCACAGGAGGGCUUCAGUGCUGCACUUAUAUCCGAAGGACCUGUCCUUGGCACUGUGGGGACCUUUGACUGGUCAGGCGGUGCCUUCAUGUACUCCCUAACUGGAAGUGCCACCUUUAUUAAGAUAUCCAGUACAGAUAAGGACAUGAAUAAUGCUUACCUGGGUUAUUCCACUGAGGCAUUCAUUUGGAAUGGGGUUCAAAGUCUUGUUCUGGGAGCCCCUCGUUACCAGCACAUUGGGAAGGUUGUGAUCUUUGUGAAUCGUCAAAGAACCUGGGUGCAGAAGACUGAGGUCAAAGGCACACAGAUUGGCUCCUAUUUUGGGGCAACACUCUGCCCUGUGGAUCUUAACGGGGAUAGAAACACUGACCUGAUCCUCAUUGGAGCUCCUUAUUACUAUGAACAGAGCCAUGGAGGCCAAGUGUCUGUCUGUUCAUUAUCUUGGCAGAAAGCCAAAUGGCAGUGUAAUAGCAUUCUUCGUGGGCAGCAAGGACACCCCUUGGGCCGUUUUGGGGCAGCUUUGGCUGUUCUAGGGGACAUAAAUGGAGAUAAGCUAGCAGAUGUGGCUGUGGGAGCACCAGGGGAGGAAGAAAACCAUGGAGCCAUUUAUUUGUUUCAUGGAAUGGCUGAUUCCAGCUUCAACCCUUCUUAUACCCAGAGAAUCAGUGGCUCCCUUCUUUCCCCCACAAUCCAAUAUUUUGGCCAGUCACUGAGUGGAGGACAAGAUAUCACCCAAGAUGGUCUCAUGGAUGUGGCAGUGGGAGCCCAAGGACAGGUACUGCUUUUCAGGACACAGCCAGUGCUGAAAGUUAAAGUGUCUAUGCAGUUUUUGCCAGCAGAAUUGUCAAGGUCUGUGUUUGAGUGCCAGGCACAGGAAGUUACCAACAAGGAAGCAGGAGCUCGGAUCUGCCUUACUAUCUCCAAAAGUAUUCAAGACAGGUUAACUGACAUCCAAAGUUCUGUGAGUUAUGACCUGGCACUGGAUCCUGGACGCCCAAAACCUCGUGCCAUCUUUGAUGAGAAAAAAAAUCGGACCCUAAAUCGAGUUAAAAUCCUGGGACUAGGGAAUCACUGUGAGACUGUGAAGCUGCUGUUGCCAGAAUGUGUGGAGGAUUCUGUGACUCCCAUCAUUCUGCGCCUCAACUUCAGUCUGGUGGGACAGCCCAUCCCUUCUUCUGGGAACCUCCGACCUGUGCUUGCUAAGGACUCUCAGAAAAUCUUCACGGCAGCUCUCCCUUUUGAAAAGAAUUGUGGUGAUGAUCAUAUCUGUAAAGAUGAUCUCAGUGUCACUUUGAGUGUCUCCGGGCUGCAGACCUUGUUGGUAGGAUACCAUCUCGAGCUGGAUAUUGAAGUGACAGUGAGGAACCAGGGUGAAGAUUCUUACAGAACCAUGGUCACUUUCACAUAUCCCCCAGGAUUGUCCUAUCGUCGAGUGUCAGUGACCCAGAAUUCAAUGCGUCAGCUGCAUUCCCCACGUCUAGUUUGUGAAACAGCAGCCGUGUCGGAGAUGGAGAAUUUAAGAAGCAGUAGCUGUAGCAUCAACCACCCGAUCUUCCGAAUGAGAGCUAUGGUAACUUUCAUAGUGACAUUUGAUGUGUCUCCUACAGCCAACUUUGGAGCCCAGGUGAUCAUCAAAGCCACUGUGAGUAGUGAGAACAACAUACCAAUGACUGAUAAAAACAUCUUCCAACUGAAACUACCAGUAAAAUAUGCCAUCUACACAGUGAUCAACAGCAUUGAAGACUCCACCAAGUAUCUCAACUUCUCAGUUGCAGAAAAGCAUCAAAUUAACAUGACAGAGCACAAAUACCGAGUAAAUAACCUGGGACAGAGAACUUUACCUAUUCACAUAGACUUCUGGGUCCCCACGGAAUUGAACCAGGUGUCUGUGUGGAAUCUGACAGACAUCAUUCACCCCCAGGAUUCAUCAAUUCAGUGUUCCACAGAAAGAAAACAACCCCUUCACUCUGACUUCCUGACCCAUGUGCAGAAGAGCGCAGUGCUGAAUUGCUCCAGCGCUGUCUGCUUGAAAAUUGGCUGUGAUAUUCCCACCAUCAACAUCCAAGAGGAGCUCGACUUCAUCAUUAAAGGCAAUUUCAGCUUUGGCUGGGUCAGCCAGACUAUGCAGAAGAAGCUGUCGUUCAUGAAUUCAGCUGAAAUCAUUUUUAGUGAAUUGGAGUAUUCUCAGCUUCCAGGACAAGAGGCCUUUUUGAAAACCCAGAUAGAGACAGUGGUGGAACAGUAUGAGAUCCAUAAUCCCAUCCCCCUCAUCUUGGGCAGCAGUGUGGGAGGACUCUUGCUACUGGCACUCAUUACGACUGGAUUGUAUAAGCUUGGUUUCUUCAAACGUCAGUAUAAGAACAUGAUGGAAGGUACAGGUGAAGAAGGGUUUGAUAUGAAAAAUGAAGAGUCUCAGGUCCCUGACUCCUGAUGCAGCCAUCCCAUUCUCCUAGGACCUGUUCUCAUAAGGGUAGAAUUUCAAUCUUCCCUUUCCUUGCACAAAGGUGGGCUUGAAAUAAGACCCCUUUUUGAGACUGUUUCUACAAACUCUACUACAUUGGAUUAGGAAUGAAACAGAAUCCUUUAUGACAACAACCACAGAGCGCACAAAACCUGUCAUACUUUCUGGGAAACAUUAUAAUUUUGGCAUAUUUGAAUAAAAUCUCUUACCUGUGAGUCAAUCCA
Molecule: messenger RNA, 3821 nt
Organism: Antechinus flavipes (yellow-footed antechinus)
Lineage: Eukaryota; Metazoa; Chordata; Mammalia; Dasyuromorphia; Dasyuridae
Gene: ITGAX
Product: integrin subunit alpha X
Biological process (GO): integrin-mediated signaling pathway; cell adhesion mediated by integrin; cell-cell adhesion
Cellular component (GO): integrin complex; external side of plasma membrane
Molecular function (GO): integrin binding
Source: RefSeq, a predicted model, not a curated record